AUGGACACAGAUAUAUCGCAUUUCCAGUCAAUUCCAUGGGUAUCAGCCCUGCUCCGCGACCCUGAAUUCACCAAUCGCGCGAUCCCGUCACGAACAGUCAAGGAAACGACUGAAGAUGCCUUUUACGCGCGGACAUUGAACAGCCCAGAGACUAUCAAGGCAUGUCUGAUGCAAUACCGCAUACCGGAAUCUUCAUCCUCAGCAUCCUCUGGCUCCAAUACUACUUCUAGCACACCCAAUGUCACAGAACUGCGGACAUUCUUUACUCUCGGCUCAGACAUGAAUGGUUAUCCCGGAACUUUACAUGGCGGGAUGGUGGCCACAUUGCUGGACGAAUGUACCGGUCUCUUGCUAAUGGCAAGAGGAGACGUUGCAGACAACACGACGCGCAGCGAUAACAAUCUUCACUCUGUACCUGUUACUGCAUACUUGAAUACCAAGUUUCGAAGACCGGUCCCGACGCCAGGCACCAUCGUUGUUUAUACAAAACUCGUUGAGGUGUCAGAAUCAAAAAAGUGGAAGAUCCAAGCAGAUGUUCUCGAUCAUAAAGGUCGUGUCUUGGCAACAGGUGAAAGUCUAUUUGUAAGAACAAAGGCGAAGAUCUAA
Molecule: messenger RNA, 606 nt
Organism: Talaromyces rugulosus
Lineage: Eukaryota; Fungi; Ascomycota; Eurotiomycetes; Eurotiales; Trichocomaceae
Exons: 1
Coding region: 1-606 (201 amino acids)
Source: RefSeq, a predicted model, not a curated record